AUGGCAGGGCCUUCGGAUAUGUUUGGGAAUUGCCCAGCCCCGUUCAUGCAGGAAGACCUCUUCCCAUCUACAGGCGGAUAUUUCAUGAAUAAAACCGAAGUUGCCAAUUGGAUUGCGGUAGGAAUAUUCACCUUGAACUGCCUGUUGUUGAUUAGCUUUGCGGUAUUACCCGUGAAGUGGACGCACCGCCACUACUUAGGCGUGUGUCUGACUGUUGGGAUUGUAUUUAUGGAGCUCUCGUUUAUUGUCCCUUUGAUUGCAAAACCGGACGAAUGUUUUAAUGCGAUUACUCCAAAUCAUAUGGAAUCGGAUUUGGCUUGCGCGUUCUCAGGCUCCUUUAUCUUAUUUGGUGGUUGGGGUGUCAUCGUAUGGAGCUUUUGUCGCGCCUUAUCGCUGCAUUUGCAAAUUUGCUGGGAUGUUGUCCCUGGACAUAAAUUCUUUUUCACCACGCUGACAUUGGGCUGGGUAAUACCAGCGGUCGGUUUGGCCCUUGCCUUAUUCAUAACAGGAAUAUCAUAUCGAUUCGGCAAUAUAUGCCACAUUAAUCACGACAACAGCCUAGCGGAUUUCUGGGGCCCAUUGAUGGGGCUUGCAGCCCUGGCGUUGAUGAUCCAAUUCGUGACGUUGGCGUAUUGCAUCCAUGUUUACAUCAAGUCACUCCUGGACAACAAUCCGACUACUGAUAACAGCUCUGUACUACCAUCGCACGCUGGAAGCGUCCGGACCGUCUCAGCUCGCCAGGCGUACCGCCGAGUGAAGAGGGUUAUCCAAUUGCAAUGGAGAGGAAUUGCUGUGGUCCUUACAAUUAUCGCCAAUGUCGUUUUUUUCGCAGUCAUAUUCCUGUCCUUGGAUAGCAGUGCCAGACGGACGCCAGAACUGGUGAAGAAAUCUAAACCCUGGAUUAUUUGCCUUGCAUUAAGCAAAGGGGAUAAGAAUGAAUGCGCACCCCUGACUUCAAAUUUGGGACCCAAUGAAGCAUCCAUUUUCGCGGUCCUGGUCAUGCUGUCCAUGAGUGGAAUAUGGACCCUUCUUUUCCUCGGUAGAUAUUCCAUGAUUCUCGGCUGGAUAGACCUUUUCAGGAGAAAGCUGUUGCGCAGUGGAGAAUUUGUCUCCGCAGAUGCUCGUGCUGGAACAUCCACGCGCGAUUAUGAGAUGAUUAAUCCAUCAUCACGAAAGGGGGUCGCUAAGAGCCCCGAGCCGUUACAUUCCUCAAGUCCCUCGGUUGUUUCGAUGUCCACUGUUCGACUCUCCGCAGGAAAAGGAGAGUCAGAAACAUAUGCUCCGGAAGUGAGAUAUACCAGUCCCGCAUUGAGUUUUUCUACGCCUCGGCCUCCGAGCGCUUCACACAACCGUAAUAACAAUCGUUCCCCGGGCGGUCGCGAUUGGAAUCCACAGACAUCAUUUGCUCGGGGAAACCCUCAGGCUUCAUACUGGUAUGACGAUAGCGACCGGUGA
This is a messenger RNA of Histoplasma capsulatum G186AR, 1455 nucleotides long. RefSeq lists its product as uncharacterized. Gene Ontology annotation, cellular component: membrane. The transcript is spliced from 4 exons. The record is from RefSeq and is a predicted model, not a curated record. Gene Ontology annotation, biological process: G protein-coupled receptor signaling pathway; cell surface receptor signaling pathway. Lineage: Eukaryota; Fungi; Ascomycota; Eurotiomycetes; Onygenales; Ajellomycetaceae. Bases 1 to 1455 code for a protein of 484 amino acids. Gene Ontology annotation, molecular function: G protein-coupled receptor activity.